AUGGCUCACCAGGAAGCGACCUCGCUGGCGCCGCCUCCUCCGUUCGUCGUUGAAGCAACGUCCACACAUACGCACAGCAUCGUUCUGCUCCAUGGUCUCGGCUCCAACGGUGAAAAAUUCGGCAGAGAACUCCUGCAGACGGGCAUCACAUCCGACGGCGCAAACCUUGCACAGCUUCUACCCAACCUCAAGUUUAUUUUCCCGACAUCACGCCGCCGCCGCUCGUCGGCGUUUCGUCGAUCUGUUUUGACGCAGUGGUUUGAUAUUGCACGGCUCCCCGACCCUGCCUAUCGUAAAGAGCUGCAGCUGAAGGGGCUUGCCGAGUCUGCGCAAGACCUAUUGCAGAUUCUUCAACAGGAGCAAGAGACGGCGCACAUCCUCCCAGGCCACAUUAUUCUCGGCGGGAUCAGUCAAGGCAUUGGUGGCUUUGUGGGGAUGAGCGGGUAUCUCCCCUUUCAAGCCGAUCUCGAUGAGGCUGUUACGUGCGAUCGCGGCGAUGGUACGCAAGAAGACAUAUUUUUUAUGAAAGACGAUGACGAUAAUGAUGGAGAUAUCCAAGACCCAGCCGUUAAGGCGAUCGCGUUUGAGCGAGACCUGCUAGGUCUCGCCCCAGCGGGAACGCUGAGUAGGGACUGUACGGCUUGCCGAACGCCUAUCUUUCUUGGCCAUGGAAGCGAUGACGAAAAGGUGCCGUGUUCACUCGGUACGGCAAUGGCAGAUACUGUAGCUAAAGCAGACUACAACGUCGAGUUCAAGAUGUAUGAGGGCUUGGGGCACUGGUACAAGAUCCCAGAUGAGAUUGAUGAUAUAGCCAAUUUCCUCCGCAGAGUUCUUUAUUGA
Molecule: messenger RNA, 840 nt
Organism: Sporothrix brasiliensis 5110
Lineage: Eukaryota; Fungi; Ascomycota; Sordariomycetes; Ophiostomatales; Ophiostomataceae
Product: phospholipase/carboxylesterase
Exons: 2
Coding region: 1-840 (279 amino acids)
Biological process (GO): protein depalmitoylation
Cellular component (GO): cytoplasm
Molecular function (GO): carboxylic ester hydrolase activity; palmitoyl-(protein) hydrolase activity
Source: RefSeq, a predicted model, not a curated record